CAAAAUAUAAAGGAUAGGAUUCAAGAGAACACUAGAAAUUCAUACGCAGAAAGCGCGAGCAUCCUGUCUGACAACAGUUGAAAUAAUGCGGCAAUCACUGGUGCAGUUGGCGAAUCGGUAUACGGGACACCAAGUCAGGAAUAUCCGAAAGCAGCGAGCAGAGCAUGUCGCAGCCGUAUUGCGCCGCAAGAACAAUAAGGCUCCCGCACCUGUCAGCAAACACUUCACUAUCGAUCAAUAUGCGGAGGACCUAAGAAAAGCCAUGGCAGAGGAUCAACGCAUGUUACGUACUAAGCGACAGACAGCUACCAAGACGAAGUAGAUUUUUGUGCGCAGAGAGGGCGAGAGAUGGAUAGCGCAUAGACCACCGAGCACGCUGUAAAUGUGUACUUAUAUAGUACGAGUUUGAUAUAUUUACUUGUAUAGUAUGUGCGUAUCUAUUUAAUUUUUUCGUGUGUUUAAUUGGCACAUCGAGGUGUUGUAACGGGGGGCUAGAGUGUACAAGUAAGUUACAUCCUGUACAGCUAUGCGGAAUGUAAUGGGAGGUCGUUGGAUUGUAUCGCGAGGAACGUGUGAGAUCAUGAAAGCGGUAGUGCGCUGGAUUCUAUUUUUUCAGGGCUAUGAGAUCGCACUUGUUUGGAUGACUGUGCUUUGGAGGUGCGUUUGAUUCCGUAGUGACAUGACGAGGAGUAUAGUAUGCGAUGAUGUAUUACUAGCGGCAUCUUCUUUUCUGGAGGGUAACGAAGAGAAUCGGGUAUAUAUUCUAAGCAGGAAUGUUUAUUCAUAACGACUGCUGCUGUGCAACGUGCGUGCCUUUUAUAUGCAAUAUUUUUUUUUGCGAUGCCCAUAGUCGUGAACGAUACAGAAUGGGGCGAGGAGAUUCAGGCGUCUGGAUGGAUAUCAUACAUAGGAGUCAUGAUUGAGUUGUCUGUAUAUCGUCAGCAGCUGAUGAUGUCUUCCAUGAUUGGGUGGUAAUUAAGGGGGCUAUGGAUUAGUAGUUGCUGACAAUAAAGGAGUGAGGAAGCUCGCGUGCGUAGUUUAGCACUGAAUAAAUUUUUGAU
Sphaeroforma arctica JP610 is the source of this 1061-nucleotide messenger RNA. RefSeq lists its product as hypothetical. The transcript is spliced from 2 exons. The coding region runs from base 86 to 322 and encodes 78 amino acids. The record is from RefSeq and is a predicted model, not a curated record. Lineage: Eukaryota; Ichthyosporea; Ichthyophonida.